AUGUCGGACGCCCCAGAGACGGCGCCUCCUAGCCCCCCAACCAUCACCAACCCUUCCCCUCCUGAAGUCACCAACGCAGUGAAACCAGGCCGAAAGACCAAUCAGCUGCAGUACAUGCAGAACGUGGUGGUGAAGACGCUGUGGAAGCAUCAGUUCGCCUGGCCCUUCUACCAACCUGUGGACGCCAUCAAACUGGGCCUCGCUGAUUAUCACAAAGUAAUCAAGAACCCAAUGGACAUGGGCACUAUAAAGAAACGGCUAGAGAACAAUUAUUACUGGAGUGCGAGUGAAGCCAUGCAGGACUUCAACACCAUGUUCACCAACUGCUACAUCUACAAUAAGCCCACAGACGACAUAGUGCUUAUGGCUCAAGCCUUGGAGAAAAUCUUCCUGCAGAAAGUGGCUCAGAUGCCUCAGGAGGAGGUGGCUCUGCUGCCUCCAGCUCCAAAAGGGAAGAAGCAGAACAAGCAGCCAGCCGCCACCACAGUGAACCAGCAGCAGGCAGAGUCCUCCUCCCCCUCUCCCACACAGACUCCUGUGAUCUCGGCCACACCUACACCUGUACAGACCACUCCCCCUGCCUCUGCCCCACCGCCCCCGGCCACCAUCAUGCCUUCUGCCCAGCCCGUCCUGAAGCAGAAGAAGGGCGUGAAGAGGAAAGCGGACACAACCACUCCCACUACUUCUGCCAUCUCCUCCAGCCGCGCAGACUCCCCCUCGGGCCCAGAACCCAAAACCAAGCCAUCCCGCCGCCCCUCCGCCAAGUCCAGAGAGGAGGUGGGGGCAGCGGAGGCAGUGGGCGGAGCUCCUGCACCAGGGGUUGUUGCCAAACGAGCUACACCAGGGAAGAUUGGCGAGCAGAUGAAGCACUGUGACGCCAUUUUGAAAGAGAUGCUGUCGAAGAAGCACGCGGCGUACGCCUGGCCCUUCUACAAACCGGUGGAUGCAGAAGCACUGGAGCUGCACGACUAUCAUGACAUCAUUAAGCACCCCAUGGACCUCAGCACGGUCCGGAAAAAGAUGGACAAAAGUGAAUAUACCGACCCUCAGAGUUUUGCUACCGACGUGAGAUUAAUGUUCUCGAACUGCUACAAAUACAACCCUCCAGACCACGAGGUGGUGGCCAUGGCCCGAAAACUGCAGGACGUAUUUGAGAUGCGUUUCGCAAAGAUCCCUGAUGAGGGCCUGGAGGCGUCUGUCCCCUCCACGACUCCAGUGGUCAGUAAAUCCACCGCCUCCUCCGACAGCAGCAACAACUCCUCCUCCGACGAAUCCUCAGACUCCGAGGAGGAGCGAGCCACGCGAUUGGCCGAGCUCCAGGAGCAGGUGGGUGAACCGGCCAAUCGCAGAGGGGCCAAUCACAGACCAUCCAAUCACAGGCUGAAGGCAGUUCACGAGCAGCUGGCCGUGCUCUCACAGGCGCCAGUCUCCAAACCAAAGAAGAAGAAAGAGAAAAAGGAUAAGGAGAAGAAGAAAGACAAAGGGAACAAGGCCAAACUGGAAGAGGAAAAGAAGAAACCUGCAGCCGCCCCUGCCACAACUCAGCCAAAACCGGCCAAUCAGAAGAAGGCUCCCGCCAGGAAGGCCAACAGCACCGUCACCGCCACAAGACAACCCAAAAAGGGUGGUAAAACUGGUGGCUCUGCGAACGGAGAGGAGGGAGAAGAGUCUUCCUUGCCCAUGACUUAUGACGAGAAGCGGCAGCUCAGCUUGGACAUAAACCGUUUACCAGGAGAGAAGCUGGGGCGCGUUGUGCACAUCAUCCAGUCCAGAGAACCGUCGCUUCGAGACUCCAACCCCGAUGAGAUAGAGAUCGACUUCGAGACGCUCAAACCCUCUACGCUGAGAGAGCUGGAGAGAUACGUCAAAUCCUGCCUGCAGAAGAAGCAGCGGAAACUCAUGCAGAAAGCGGCUGGGGGCGGGGCCUCUGGUGCCGGGGGCGGAGCCAGUAGGUUGAGUGGCAGCUCGUCCUCCUCCUCAGACGACAGCUCGUCCACGGGAAGCUCCUCCUCCUCCGACACAGACUGA
Molecule: messenger RNA, 2028 nt
Organism: Knipowitschia caucasica
Lineage: Eukaryota; Metazoa; Chordata; Actinopteri; Gobiiformes; Gobiidae
Source: the annotation of a GenBank genome assembly